Rodentolepis nana is the source of this 390-nucleotide messenger RNA. Lineage: Eukaryota; Metazoa; Platyhelminthes; Cestoda; Cyclophyllidea; Hymenolepididae. The record is from the annotation of a GenBank genome assembly.
AUGAUAUCAUUCGGACGCCAUGCUUAUUUAAGUCAAAACGAAGUUAGCAAAGAACGUCUUGCAUUGGAUCAGGCUGAUAUUUUGCUGGUUCUCUCUAUUGUCAACCAUUGUCGAUACCAAGAUGAGAAUGCUAAUUACCACUGGGUUCAUCUAUUAAAUUGUUCGUACAAUUCUUAUGAGGUGGUGAUGCAUUGUUACCUGAUACCAUCUCAAGUAGUACCAAAGAAGAUCGUCAUUUUUGAUGGUCUUAUAUUCAAUCAUGGUGCUGAAUCGAAAGAGCUAAUAUUUGAGGAACUGAAAAAAUUUCCUGAUAGUCAAUAUAAACGGGAUUUUGAUCGGAUCUAUCCGCAGGUCUACGAUAUCUCUUCUAUUAUCGAGGAGAUUGGCUGA